CCUCCUGGGGCACACUCCGGUCUGCACUGGCAGCAGUAAUCCCGUUACCGACACCAACCGACAGUGUCAACCCAACGCGCCUCGCUAUUGGACGCAGUGGGGGCUGGACUCGCGCACCCCGCCAGCUGUUCUCCAAACGCAGGGAGCGCGUGUGGCCAGUCGCUGCUCGGUGCGCGCUGGAUAUGGAUCAGGACGCAGCGCGCCUCCCCGCUGUCUGCCGCGGACAGGCUGCACUCCGCGGCGCAUAAACGGCGUCCAGAUGAACCGCCGCCCUCCCGGCUCCUCCGGCGUGCAAUGGCUUAACAGGAGAGACAUGAGUGUCCGGACGGAUGACAGCAUCACCUUGUGCCAAAGGGCUCUGCAAAUCGUUACGGAGCUUUGUCUCACGGGACACGUCGACCGGGAGAAAUGCUCGGAUAUAUUCCCGCUGGAGAGCAACAUACUAGGUAAAGGACAUGCAGACAUCUCUAUUAGCCUCCUUGCUGUGGUCGUGGGUUUCUGUGGCCUCGCCCUGUUGGUAGUCUCUCUCUUUGUGUUUUGGAAGCUGUGUUGGCCCAUUUGGAGGAGCAAAGCUCUGUCGGCCCACGCCGAAAAUGGCCUCCGCGUGGGUUUUCCCGACGUCCCUCCGCCCAACUCCCCGGUGGUCACCGAGUGUAAAGUGGCGGAGUUGGAGAAGAAGUACCCGCUGGAGGUGAAGGUCAACGGCCGGAGCUCCGUCAAGCUCCUAGAGGCAGCCAUGAAGAUCAGCCAGACGUCUCCGGACAUCCCUGCUGAGGUCCAAACAGCCCUGAGGGAGAAGCUGAGCCAGCAGGCGAAGAUCCAGAGGCAGACCACUGAGCCAACCUCCUCCUCCAGGCACAAUUCAUUCCGCCGCCACCUGCCUCGUCAGAUGAAUGUCACCAGUGUUGACUUCAGCAUGGACACAGUGCCUCUCCGCCAGUCCUCGACAGUGAGCAUUGGAAGAAUAAAACCUGAGCUCUACAAGCAGAAGUCUGUGGACUCGGAGGACGAGGCCAAAGAGCCCGUGGAGACUUGUGGAAAGCUGAGCUUCUCGCUUCGCUACGACUACGAGGAGCAAGCUUUGGUGGUGAGGAUCCUCAAGGCCUUAGACCUGCCCGCCAAAGACUUCACAGGCACCUCCGACCCCUACGUGAAGAUCUACCUGCUGCCUGAGAGGAAGAAGAAGUUCCAGACCCGAGUCCAUCGCAAGAAUCUGAACCCCAUGUUUGACGAGACCUUCUCUUUCCCUGUGGUGUACGAUGAGCUGUGCAACCGCAAGCUGCACUUCAGCGUCUACGACUUCGAUCGAUUCACGAGCCACGAUAUGAUCGGCGAGGUGGUGGUGGACAACCUCUUUGAACUCUCUGAUCUUUCCAGGGAGGCGGUGGUCUGGAAGGAUAUUCACGCAGCAACGACGGAGAGUAUUGACCUGGGAGAGAUCAUGUACUCGUUGUGCUAUCUCCCCACAGCAGGGAGAAUGACCCUGACAGUCAUCAAAUGCAGAAACCUCAAAGCCAUGGACAUCACAGGCUCUUCAGAUCCGUACGUGAAAGUUUACCUACUAUGUGAUGGACGGAGGUUAAAGAAGCGAAAAACAACCACCAAGAAAAGCACACUUAACCCAGUGUACAACGAGGCCAUCAUCUUCGACAUUCCCCCAGAGAACGUGGAACAAGUCAGUCUGUCCAUCAUGGUGAUGGAUUACGAUCGGGUUGGACAUAAUGAGGUGAUUGGUGUGUGUCGCACUGGGCCAGAGGCUGAGGGUCUUGGACGAGAUCACUGGAACGAAAUGUUGGCUUACCCUCGGAAACCCAUCACGCACUGGCAUGCUCUGGGAGAGUGGCCCGGAAGAGCAGCAAGCUUUGAGAGUCAAGGUUCGUGUCCUUCACCCAAACCUCCACAGACUCCCUGAUGACCGCGGGGAGAGUCAUCAUCUCUGUAAGAAACCGGACGUUUGUUUAGUUUCUGAGAAGUUUUGUUGCCUAUCAGUCGCUUGAGAGCAUGUUGUAUGAAAACUAAAUUCAAUCCCAUAUGUUUCUUAUGUGGUUGUGCUACCAUUUUAUGUAUUCAUUCAAAUGCAAGUUUUUCCAAGUGCACUACAGAGCUGGCUAUGCACAGCACUCAGUCACUCAGUUCAAGAGUUAGUAUUUCAUACACUUGCUUUAAAAUUGUUCAUUUACCAACCAAUUACAACAUGAAUGGUAGGCCUCAUGACAGCAAGUCCUUAGCAACUCUGUCAAACAAUUCAAUAAUUUGAGCGACAUUUUUCUAGCCCUAGAGCUCUUUAGUGUGUUACCAUUUUACUCUGAAGUGGCACAAAGCUAAAGGGCUACACUGCUCAGUGCCAUGAACACAUUUACUCUGAAAACACUCAAUAAAUCCACUGAGUCGUGAUCCAGGUUUUAGUUGGAAAAAAAAACUGCAGGUAACUGAAGGGCUGGGUGAAUCUCUCAGAAAAUCCACCAGUCACAGCAGGACUCCUCUAUUUAGAGAAAAGUAGCAGAUACAUGUAGCAAACAAAUGUACAGCGAGAUUAACAACAAUCAAAUGAACGUGUCUUUGUAAUCACUUCAUAGUAAAGUUGUUCCUACAAACCCGCCUGAACCUUACAAAAACUUAAAAAUGACAAAUUCAAACUUAUUUUUGUACACACCAGUUCGAUUUAUGUUCAUGACUGGAAACUGAAGCAGUGUUGGUCAGAAAAAGCUGAAGCUAUACUUUAAAUUUCCCUUAUAUUGCAACUGAAAGUGAAGUAAAACUCAUGAAACACUGGUGCAUAGGUCAUGCUUUGGCUCCAAAUUCUCGGGAUAUCUGGGGUGAUCAUUAUUAUCUUUACCAACAACUACCUGUGGUAACUUAAUGGGCAAUAUUUCACAAUAUGGAAUCUAGUCCUGUCCUUUACUACGUAAGAUUUUAGGCUAACAUUAGCAGCUCUGUGCUACUCUGUUGAACUGGAUGAAAGUUACACCAGUCAGCCACAACAAUAAAACCACAGGUACAGAAAUGUUAUUCACUUUACCUGUAAAGGGCCUUCAUUGAAAUACUUUGAAAUUCAAAAAUUUCAGCCCUGGAGUGAUAUUGGAAGACAUUGCGAGGCUUUUGUACUUUUCGGACAUUAAAAUUCAAGGUCAGUCAAGUUACCAUAUAUGGUUCCUUACCUGGUAGUGAUUAAAAAAAUAUUCCGAGAAAUGUAUAUAUACCAUCACUUAGCACAACUACUCAACCGUAAAAUGUGUGUUUCGUCAACUAACCAUGGUUAGUUUUGAUGUUUCGACCUUAAAUAUGGAAGAGAACUGAGCCGCAAGUCCGUCUUUUUCCCAACUUCGGAGAAAAGAGAAAGUUUGAUACAUUCCAGGCCUCUGCUGAUUGGUCAAAUGUCACAAUGUAGUGUGCUGUGACAUAGAGUGAUCUCUGCUGAUUGGCUGGGUGGAAACUGCGUGCUUCACAGCCUCACUGAGAGCCGGGAUCAACGCCAUAUUUAUUAUGUGUGGAAGCUACCAAAUAUGAUUGCUUGCCCUAUGAAGGGUUAACAUCGUGCUAAAUGGCAGCAGGCCAACAUUUCUUGAAACCAAUGUGCUGAAAGAUGAAAAAAAUGAGCAGUGGAGAGAUCUUAGAGACUUUUACAGGAGUCAAAUUGGCAUUACGAUGAUGCUCCGGGUAAUGUUCUGCUGGGAAACCUAAGGUCCUGCAGUUAUGGUUAUUCUUCUUUGACAAGGACCACCUACAUAAGCAUUGUUGCAGACAAUGGGAAAUGAUUUGCACAUAGAUAGUCCUUUUCCAUCUUGGCAGUACUCAAAGCUGAAAGGCUUUACGAUGUUUUCUCAUUCAUCUACGGUGGCAGAGCUGCUUUGCAAGGAGCUGCUGUUAUAAAAAUGCUUGUAUGCAUCGAACCACCAACCUUGCAAUUAUUGGACGACUCACUCUUCCACCUGAGCCACAGCGGCCACAGUGCACAAUUCCAGCAAAGCAGCUGCAUUCUCUGAUGGUAGUGCAACAGACAGACCUUAUUUCACAAUUUUUUAAACCAUCUGCUGCUAACGUUUUGAUGCCUGAUACCACAAGACACCUUCAGAGGUUUGGUGAAGUCCAAGCCUCAAUGGGUCAGUGCAGUUUUGGUGGCAGGACAAGGAUUUAGUUAGGAUGGUGGUUUUAAUGGUGUGGCUGAUCGAUGAGUAACGGGCAAACAUGUUAUCUGUGAUAUUAUUAUAUUUGCCAAACAAACUGGUUUGUCCUCUUUCUAAUUUUAUGAGGCGGAAUUAAAAGUGAAGGAGAGGUGUUUAGAAGUACACACAACGAUGCAUAAAUCUGACCUCUGUCUUGCUUAUGAGCUCAUGUUUGGCACUUUAACAGACUACUUAAAUAAAACAUAGCUGACAUUUGUCCUUAAUAUAUUUUACAAACUAUAAAUACAUGACUAACUGGGCCAAUAUAGAAUUGUGGGAUUUUUUGUAACAUAGCUGAUAGGUAUCAUAGCUGACAUUUUUGCUGUUUUCAGGCCUAAAAUCAACAUGGCCGCCUAUAACUAAACACCACAUGGCAUUUUUAGAAAAAUAUUCUUCUACAUAUUAUAUAUACAACUGAGUAAAAUUGAAAUUGAAAUAUAUUUAUAAAAAUAUUAUAAUAGACCUGUGGACAUGUGCUAAAUCCACACUUGACUCACACACUACUUUAUAUUAAAUAACUCAGAAAGCCUUGGAGUCUUUCCGGUCUUUUCUUCAGGAGGAAAUGACAUCAUGUGGAGCAGGUCAUGUGAUUUGGAAUUAACACACUUCCUUGAGAGGUGUUUUUGUAAUGGGGAACUUAGCUGAAAGCGACACAAUUUGUUACUGUCCAUAUAAAAUUUGAUUUAUUGCCCAAAAAAGAAAUAUCUGUCAUGAUUAUCUCAACUUAAUAAAAAGAACGCAAUCAAAAGGGUUAGAAUACGCUCAUUUUAUUAUUGUUUAGCUAAUUAGUAGUUGGUUGUUUUAAAUUCAGACAGUUAUUUAGUAGACAUUUUAGUGACAUCCAUUCAUUUUUUAUUAAUAAGUGAUUUCUUCCAUAAUAAAUGAUUAUGGAAUUUGUACAGACAUGAUCAGAAAAACGUUCGCUUUUUAACGGUUUGUAAAAAUGUCUGCAAGUUUUAUCCCAUGGACUUCAAAAGUCCCUCAAUUAUAUACUGACCCAACUGGCUCUACACUGGAUUAAAAUAACAAUGCAUUGUCUUCAACAUGGAUCAUCAGUGUUUAAAGAUGCUAAAGUUUUGCUUGGGGACAUGGCCUCAGACUUCAGCAUGACCUCAUAUAUGUAGCAGUCGAGUGCAUAUGUAAGACCCCGACAGUAUGUUGACUUUUUAUGCUAUAAAUAAUAUUUAACAAGGUAGCUUCAGCUGGUAUUUCAGGUGACAAAAAUGAGAAGCUGGCUUUCUGAAAUCCAAAACGCACUGUUUAAAGAACUUUCUUAAACAUUGCUGUAUUGCCUCACAGUGGUAACAACAGCAGCUAAGGAGGAGUGAAUGUUAGCAAACACUUAUUUGCCAACAUAAAUCAAUGUAUGCAGUACACCAAUCUCAACAUAAACACUUGAGAGAGAAUAAACUCUACUGUACUCUUUUCCUCUGCAGUUGCAAAUUCAGGGAAUUAAAGUCCAUAAACUACACGUAAUCUAACAUUUGCAGAUGUUGUGUGUAUUUUUCCAUUGAGCCAUAUGAAAUUAAGUUCAGUGCUUCAAACACGAAACAUCGACUCAGCUUCUCCUUACUUGUGAGUAAUAAGAAAUCAACAUAGCAAAUAGAAAAAAGGCUAUGUACUGUUAUCUUACUUGCACAUGCAGUUAAUGAUGCUUUUUCCCUGCUCUGCCCUUAAUAUAAAAAAUAAAUCAAUAUUUUUACUCGUAGCAUGCCUGUCACCACUUUAAAAAAAAAUGUUAUCGAGCGAAAAUGUGACUAAUGAGUAUGUUAAGAGUAUUUGCAAUUUUGAUCUUUGUGUUUACAGUUGUAUAUAUAUACUUGUCGAUGGCACUGCUUGUAUAUACUGAAAAGUGAAAUUGAAGAAGUUGUCGUAAACUUAUGGAAAUAGAGACAUCACAAUGUAUUUCUAUUGUUUGGUGAUACUUUGAAAAAGCUCAGACUUGUAAUCGAGUGAAAUUUAUUCUGUGAUAAUUGUGAACAACUGGUCAAACUACAAACACAGUGAAGCCAACUCUACCUUAUCAAGUUAUUCCAUGUUUAGGAGUUUAGAGCUUUGAGCUGUAAUCGUUUGCCUGUUGGUUGAUUCUAUAUGGAGCAAGAACAACUGCAACUACUGUCAUGAUGUGUACAGUUUGUGAUAACUUUUGUAACAAUUUAAAGUAAACAUUUGAGAUAUCAUUUAUUGUAUCUGUUUCAUAUGUUUAACAACGUAAAUAAAAAAAACAGUCAUA
Acanthochromis polyacanthus (spiny chromis) is the source of this 6396-nucleotide messenger RNA. RefSeq names its product synaptotagmin X (gene syt10). Gene Ontology annotation, molecular function: phosphatidylserine binding; syntaxin binding; clathrin binding. Bases 260 to 1912 code for a protein of 550 amino acids. NCBI's taxonomy places the organism in Eukaryota, Metazoa, Chordata, Actinopteri, Pomacentridae. Gene Ontology annotation, biological process: regulation of calcium ion-dependent exocytosis; calcium-ion regulated exocytosis; cellular response to calcium ion. The record is from RefSeq and is a predicted model, not a curated record. Gene Ontology annotation, cellular component: membrane. The transcript has 7 exons.